Varroa destructor (honeybee mite) is the source of this 8573-nucleotide messenger RNA. RefSeq lists its product as uncharacterized. NCBI's taxonomy places the organism in Eukaryota, Metazoa, Arthropoda, Arachnida, Mesostigmata, Varroidae. The record is from RefSeq and is a predicted model, not a curated record.
CAGCUGCGCUGCUAUCGAGCCACGAAGAACCACGAAGCGCUGGUCAGUGAGCAAGCUACUGAGCGGGCGGGCGGGCCAGCCAGCUAGACAACGACAACGGCCAAGAAUGAAUAAACGAACCUGGCGGAAUUUCGUAGUCGUUCCUCCUCCUUCGGUUGCUGAUUGUAAGAGCAGGGUGAAGUUCGGCUGGUUUGUCGUGAAUGCGAGCGAGAGUGAGUGAGUGAAGUGGUCGAUGUCGCUAGUUUCUACUCGGAUGCCUGUUGGUUGCUGAUUUUUCUACUACUGGCGACAGCGGCGGGUGGCAGCGAUUGCUGUAGACGCGUGCUGGUGUUUGCAUCAAAAGACGGAACAACAAAACAGUUCACUUGAAGACCGAGAUCCAGUCGGUUCUGGCGUCCAAACGUUGUUGUGCCUGAUGUGAGCAGAAAUCGGGGGAGAGAGAUAGAUCGAGUAGGUGGUGAAAGGCGUCUGUCUAGUCUAGAACGAAGCAGUGUUUUCGCAACCCAUCUGCAUUGGAGUAACGUGAGAUUGUACGUUUCGUGGCGGUAGUACUGGUGCUUCUGGUAGUGAUCACAUAAAUUGCAAGUCGCGUGUAACCAGAAGUCCGGCGGCAAGUACGGCGUUCGUGCAUUUGUGUAUGUGAGACAAGGAACUAUGAUGUCAAAUCGGAUUGUGCUUUAUUAACAAGCUGUAUCCGAGUGAAUAACCUCAGUCGUUAGAGAAGCAAGUUAGUAAAAAGGAGAAGGGAUUUUUUUCCCACGAUACAUUACUAACCUGUGAGAUAACAAAGAAGUAAGAUCGUAAGACUAAUGAACCUGAUGAAUGUGGUAAUAUGAUAGAUAUGCUGUAAGAAGGCACGUUACCAGGGGAACCUCCGCUGGCCAAGAGGUCAGUAUUUCCAGACAAAUGGACUGCCUGUAUAUGUAUAAUAUUAGUAUCUAUAUCCUGAAACACUGUCAAACGUUCUGGCAAACUGUGACUGUGGCAGCAAUCUUGCGAUGAUUCAGAGUGACUAGAGACCUGUCCGGUACCGCAAACGUCCCCUUGAAACCUUCGGGUGGUUCCAUUAAAAUUAAUGACAUUUUAGCGGAUAGUUUUAUCCAUGAAGGAGAAGUGAUGUUUGCGAACUAAUUCCUUUCUUUGUCAUAUUUGUGCUUGGGAAAGGUAUGAAAUUAUAUGCAAGCAGGAACGGGUUGCAGCAUUCUGUAGUUGUAAAGCGCACAAGAACAAAGUCAAAAAACUUUUUCUACAGGACCAGAACAUCGGCCUCGUGACCGUCGCAACGAUUAUUGAAGCAGAUCGAAGGAAAAAAAGGCGAGGACGGGGAAAGGGGAGACGAGCUCAAACGAAAGCAAAAGAAACAGACGACGAUAGCGUGUACUACACGUCGUUGCUGCCUCCCGUUACAGCCUCCUUUUAACUACUCUUCCCAAGGUCGCCGCAGUGCGGUCAGUCAACAACCGGUAGCUGCACGGACACCAACCGUACUAAAAGGGCGUUGUAUUAUUUAUCAUUGUAGGCUGAUGGGUCUCGAUCGGGCUGAAUUCUGGAUCCGCGUGAUAUGAGCCCAGCCACAAUGAUAUGGACCAAGUAGGCUAACCUAGUGAAAGGCGAAUAGGCCCCUAGGUAGGCCAGUUUAGAGUGAGGUUAUGUAAGAAUAUAGACGAGGUGGUCGCGGUCAUUUCUGUGGCAACUGCUACCCUGACUCGUUCUUUAAUCGCCGCUAAAAUUAUUGUCACACACGUACGGGAACAGCACGAGUAUACAAUAAAAUGAGCGCGUCUGAGCGUACGGUGUUGUGAUAGGUUGCUGUACGGCAUUGAACGACAAAAUGAGCGCAUGUGAGUCGCCAGUUGUCGACUUCCUGAUGAAUCCCAGCGCUUAUGAGGUCACCCCGCAAAGAGGUCGCUUGCAGAGCUACCCUUCUCCGCAGCAACUGCUGCCCAAGAGUAUCCUCUCACCACUGCAGGCCAUCCCCGAUCCCAAUGAAGAAGAAUACAGGUGCUUCUCGCUUCCGCGCUUUGACAAGUUGCCCAUUCCGGAGCCCGCGCCACUGAGCUCGCUAUCAGCACAUGAUCUUAUGGGGCUCGUCGGCAGCGCAUCCAGCGAGCAUCUCCGACAGAGAGAGGAGGAGCUCACGGAGCAGCAUCGGAAGGUGGUUCAAGAGCGACUGGCGGAACAAGAAGAAGAGCGCGAUGCUCGACAGCGACUCGAAGACAUUAUAAAUAUGUGCGCCAAUUUUGUCUCUGGCUCCGUGGCGACACCUGCAACGACCAACGGUCACUCCCCAUCUAAUCGAUCGUCCCAGCUAAAAUCGCCACCUGGUAGUCGAAAGUCGCCUCCGUCAACAAUUGGCAUUAAAACCAACGGAUCACUAAAGGCGACAACGCCCUCGUCCGAAGAUGAGCUUGCGGCAAUCAAUAACGUUGCUGACUCAGCUGCGCGAACCCCAGCUUCGCCGACCAGUCCCCCGCAGAGUCCACGCAAUCGCAUCAAAACAGUUCCGGGAAUACCUUCACCCAAGGAUACAUUGGGAGCACCGUCGCCUAACUAUCGACCGCUGACGAAUGGCAUCUCGACGUCAUCGGGCGCUACCACAUCGAUAACAACGGUUGUUACAUGCGGCGGAGGGAAAGGCAAGGAUAAAUUGACCACUACUGUCGCCGGAGUUACUACUGCUGCUGCCGGCGCCGCCGCAAGCAUUAGUGAUAAAGUGCCGGCGCGAUCUUCGUCAUUACAGAAAAUGGCCGCUCAUAUUCAUGCCGCACAGGCGUCGCUUCUGCGAUCACAGUUUGUGCAGCUGGAGGCCGCAUUCAAGGAGCAGUUGGACGAGCUGCAAAUGGAGUUGGCACUUGUCACAGGCGAGCUGUGCGAUGAGCAGUUCUCACUCAAAGAAGACCUCAUCCAAUACGGUAAGAUCGAGGCCGAACAGGAAAUUCUCGUAGGAGAAACCCUGCGCGAGAAAGAGGAUGAGGAACGAAGACUUCACCUCGCUGGCGAACGAAUACUCAAGUGGCAGGAAUUAACAGUAAAAAUGGCCGAAACACUCGAUGACCCAGUGUCACCCGCACUUGAACGGGAGAUCUCGGAGAGACUAGAGAACGAGGUCGAGUGCCUAGAAGCUGAGAAGCGUGCCUACGAAGAUCUCGAGUUCCAGAUUAUGGAAAGUACGGCCCGUAGAGAUGAACGCAUUGAAGAGGUAAAUCAACGCAUCUUAAUGAUGAGCCGUUUGAUCGAGCAAAAAGAAGCUCGUAUCCAGGAGCUACAAAUGCAGCAGCGAACGAUUGCAGACGAACUCGAAGCUAAGAAGCGUGAGUGGGCCGAACAGCAGCGUAGCCAUCAAAAUAGUCUGCGUAUAGUUCAACAGGCACAGCAACAGUCCAGUCUUGACUCCGAGAGCCUUUCAGGCAGCGAAUCCGACACUGAAUCCGAGUACCAGCAUUCUAACUGCGGGUCAGAGAUGGUGUCCUCAUCAACGGAAUCCGAGGAGCUUUUCUCACCCAAAACCACCGCCGCGCUCGGUCAGAUGGGCACCGUUUCUGUCUCGCUACGGAAUAACAACCGCCGGUUAAGUCAAAGGCCGCUAACAUGUUACCUACCCGUGUUUCCCGAUCAGGGACACUUUGAUCUGCGUGCCCAUAUCAUCAGCUGCGGACAUCAGCUAGAGAUUUGCGCGCAAGACGUAACCGUCGACAGUAACAGCUGCCGUGGAUACCUCUACAAAUUAGGCAGCGCCAGUAGAUGGUGGAAAAAAAGAUGGUUCGUCUUUGACCGAGCAAGCCGUGCGCUAAUGUAUUUUAUGGAUAAGAGCGAGAGAAAGUUGAAAGGAGUGAUCCAUUUCGAGUCCAUCGACGAUGUCUAUGUUGAUCAUGGAAAUAAGAAGAUGGCCGCUUUCUGUGUCAAGACUCUCGAUCGAAUCUAUCACUUAUCGUCAACCUCUCCGGAAGCCAUGCGCGUAUGGGUCGACGUGAUUUUCUCAGGAGCGCAUGGUUACAAUCGCUUUCUCGGCCAGGACUGACGUCUGUGUAUCUCUGUAGAUGAGCAGCAACGACAACGACAGCUCUUAGAACCGAAUUGGCAAGCUGCAUCGCUCCUAUUCGAUCUCGAACAUCCAAUCAUGUCCCUUGUGCCCUCGCGAAGCGCGCAGAUCUUCAACAAUAACAACUAUCUCUAGUUUGAUCAACUCGUCAUUAUUAUGAAACUUUCCGCGGAAAUUCAUUGCGAGUGAAGGCUAACUGUUAAGGAGAAGCCUGCAGCGAGAAAAGGAACACGCCAACGGACACAACGAUGCAUCAAUAAGUAUGUAAUUGAUACGAAGACCACGGGCCGUCCCUGUUCAAUCAUUCUAAUGUCUGUAGAAAUCAAUGCUUUUAAAUGCAAAAUGGGAAGCGGUGUGGCGUUCUCUACCACUUUUUGGAAACCAGCACCUCUGGAGACCCUCUACUCUGCUUCAGAACUAACGAGUCCUUCAAGAGCUACAAACGAGCCUAUACUAACUAGUUAGUUGCUUUCUAACUUUGUAAAUUCGAUGGCGCGGAUCUGAGUAACGGCGCCCAUCUGCUAACGACGACGAUGGUGACUAAAACAUAACAAUACAAUUGAUCAUGACAACAGCAGAAUUGAUAAAGAGAUAUCAAUGCAGCAGCGUUGUGAACAAUAAAAUGCUAGUAAUACCAAUAUUAAGUAACAAUGUUUAGCUAUAGUUUAUCGCGCAAAGACAGACAAUAACAAAGGUAUGUUGUAACAAUGAGGCUUAGGGUAAAAAAAAGUUUCGCACGGAUUAUAGUCAUGAUAAGUCUCUACGUUACUAACUAUGGACAACACGAGAUAAAGUGGUCGUUACAUUAAUGAUAUUACAGAAUAAUUGUUCUAUUAUCUCUUUAGGUGCCGGCCUAGGUUUAUAUAUAUAUAUAUAUAUAGAUUAAAAAAAGGUGAACCAAGCACUUGUGGCAGGCUCGUGCAUGCAUAUAGACGUGACAGGCACAGUAUACACUGAGAAAGCCGUACAGAAGAAUAACGAAGACUGAAAAUGAUGGUAACACGAAGCGCUCUAUUUAUCUUACACUAGGCACGAUGGAGGACCAUAUAAUAAAUGAACAUUUGAUCAGACUGAAGGCGACGCAGCAAUUAUACGCAUCACAGAAGGAUGCGAAGGUUUUAAGUGAUGAAUCAGUCACCACAGAAGCUGUCUGCUGUGGGCAGCGGAGGUCCAGCGGAUUUUUACAAAGCGAAGUAUCGAGUGUCGACAGCGGUAGAGAAAAAAGAAUGGUAAAAUAGGGACAAACAGCAUUUUUUUUCCGGAUUCGAAUAGUGUGUAAAUGGUUAACGAGAUUGGAACGUCACUAUUAAUAUUACCAAUAUGUCUACGAGCUAGACAAGCUGACCGUAAUGAUAUGAACAAUAGAAUGAUUGUUCCUGUCAUAUAAUGGAUGAUACAAUUAGGAUGACGCAAUAAUGAUGACUGCAGUGCCGACAAUGAUGCUGAUGAAAAUAUAUCAUUACUACACGCAGAUUAAUCUACACAUACCGUAUUAUAUAUAUACAUAUGAGGACUAUUCAUUCAUCAGGUGCAACGGCCUAGUUAGUUGCCUGUUUCAAAUAUGGCUCGCAAACAACACCAUCAGCUACUGUUACACGAAAAGUACGAAAACAGAAAAACUUUCCUCAUUUUUCUGCUAAUUGUAUCACGAUACCGCUGACUGUAUAUGGUACAUCUGACUGAUCUAGUUCAUGUGCCUAAUGCAGAAUUCAUACUAAAAACUUCGUGGAUUGUACAAUGACGGUCAAAAUGGUAGCUGGGACGAGUGACCCACUCGCCUCCGUCUGCUCCAAUGCAAACGACUAUGAUGAUAAUGUUAUGACUUCAAUAGAUUAUCCACCUAUUGUUGAAUGCUUCAGCUACUGCUUUCCAAUGAGGAUUAAAAGGCUUAUGAAUGGCGUGGAACACGCUUUGUUUAAACCUCAAUCUAGCCAAGUCUAUUUCUCGCCGAAACAUUUUUCCGGCGGGAUUCUUACAACCCAAAAUCAUAUGAAAGUUGAAAAAGAGACAGUCGUGUAUGUGUAUUUAACAGUUCUUUCGGUAGAUUGUAUACUUAUUCAAUAAUAAUGAUAAAUGGACGAGAAUGCGGCUACUGCGACUAAGCGAAACUACAGGAUAUAUACAAGGAAAGACAGAGAACCACAAUACAAUACGACCAGAAUUAUCAAGAGAAGCACGGCUGAUAAAAUAGUGUCCUUUAAAAGCAAAGCCCACUAUGGUCUCCUGUCAUCAGCUAUUCCUUUGGAACGUAUACCCAAAGACAGAUACUUUAUUACCAACUUGCUUCUAGGAUCUUGUUUGUUGUUUAGAAUGAAACAGGACAAUAUAGCGCCGCUCUGUCCCCUAGUAGCCAUCUCAUUUCAGUUACGGUUCGAUGAGGAUUUUCAAACGUAUAACUUAUCAUAUAGACACACAGAAGCCUUUGUAUAGAAAACAAGGCAGCAUGGGAGUUCUUAGACAUACGAGUAAAGGAACCUAAUAGACUCACAAUGAAACGUAACUAACACAGAAAUACAUCGGUAAGCAGAGCCGCUGAUGAUUAGAUGAAAAUACGUAGACGGAAAGUUCAGCUUUGCCAGAGAAAAUAACAGCGAAUCCACGAAUCUUCAUAAUUUCAAUGCUGUUAGCAGUCACUAACUUCUACCACUUAAUGCGGCCAGGAAAAUGUGCUUCAUGGGUCGAAGUUGCUCUCGCCUGCCGAAACAAUGACGAACCUGACGAUGCUAAUCAUGAACUAUCAUUGUUGCGUUAUCGAUUUUUUAUUGACUGGACAUGAAAAUAUGACCGAUUGAUUAUUUAAUCGAUACAAUCGGGUCAUUUGAGGAUCGAUGGCUGCUUUGAUUAUUUCCGCUAGGACAUUGGGUAGUGAUUACAUGUAAAGGCUGACAGCGAAAUGACAGUAAAUCUAUGAUACUUGUGACUGGCUGCCUGAACUAUUCGGUGAGCCAGCCAUAGAAUGGGAGACAGAAGGAAAUAAUAAAUAACCAACGAUUAAAAGAAGAUGACGAUAGUGAGCAUAAUAGCAACGAUGACUAAAAGUAAGAUUAUAUAUGCUGUGAGAAGAACAUGCCUUUCUUCGGUAACGGCUUCGCGAAGGCAUGAUAGAGCUAUAUAACUAGGUCGAAAGGAAGAAAGGAUAUGGUUCGAAGAAUGAAUGACAAGAGUCCUGUGUACCAUUAGGUAUUUGGCAAGCUGCUGACGAUAGAAACAGUUUCCGUAUUGGGUUUCGUAUUCUGUAUAUACUAUGUGCUAUGUAUAGGUUAUUCUGCGUGCUUUCCGUUGAUGUUACGCGCCCCUGCUUGUUUGCUUCGUCCGGUGAUAACACAGCGCAUCCAUAAAAUACACAGCGAGCUACAAGGUAUAAUGGCCAGAGCAAGCUCUGUAUGUGUUCACAGCAAACAAAAUGGAAACGGAAUCUAUCCGAUUUGUUGCGUAUAGUUAAUUUUGUAUUCCAACUAGAAGCAUCGCGUAGUCAUGCAACAUAAAAACACUGGCGUUUGUUAGCCACAUUGGCAGCGUAGCUCUUUUUGUACACUUACCAAUUUAUGAAAUGUUGCCGAAGCUAUCGUCCCUGACAUUAGCAAAAAAAAAAAAAAAACUAUUCCAAAAUGUAUGCCUUCACCAAUUCUAGACACGCGUGCUAAAACAGACCUCAAUGGUGGCACGGGAGACACAGGAACCAGUAAGGGAGAACGACUAUCAUAGCAAUAGCUAUGAAGGCUUAUUAUAAAAGAAAAAAUGUCCAACCACACGUAAUUAGCAUUACCACUCUAUGCUUUAUUUUAUUAGUGAUGAUUCCAUCAUAGUCGUACUCAUAAUGGUGAAAACAAAUAAUAGUAGUAUUGUUAACCGUGAAUAUUGUUAGAUUGGCGAUAACCAAGUAGUAACGCUAACCUUAUUGAAAAAAGCGGUGGAUAUCGAAAAAUGAGAUCACAAAAACUAACAAACAUAGGCCAGUCAUAAACAGGACAGCGACGCAUAUUGAUUGACGAGGAGGAAGACAGGAAAGCGAUAAGAACUACUAAUUAUUGUACCUAUGACCUCGAAUAAAAGCGGCGAAACAAAGGGAAUCUUCAAACGAGAGCGAUUCUCGUUAUUAUAUUAUUAUUUCUUAUUCUCUCCAUUAUCAGCUUAAAGAUACUCCAGUUGCUCGUAGCAUUAUAAUUUCCUUUUCUUCGGCAGGUUCGACACAGAGAGUAAAGAAACAUCCGGGCCACACCAUAUCCCAAUGUCGCAAAGGAAAAAGCCCCCAACAAAGGAAGAUUAGCGAAACGAAAAGAGGGACGUUCGUACAACCUCAUUACCCGAUGGCAUUGCAUACACAUAAUACAUUAAUAUCAUUCCGGAUGAAAUAAAAAUGAUAAGAGCUAUUAGAAUACCGCAAGCUGACAAACGUGGCAUUACAUAUGUGGCUACCGAAUGGCAUGAAGUAUACAAUGCAGGUGAGUCAUAAUGAUAACCGUAACGAUAAUGAUAAAAAAAACAACGUAAUAAUAAAAAUAAUGCUAUUAAUAAAGCGUUGCACAUGCCCUUA